AUCAGGCAACUCAGUUGGGAUCGUCAGAAACCUUUAAAAGCUUUUUUUCAUCUGGUGAUCCCAACUGAGUUGCCUGUUCAUUACAGGCUUUUAAAAUCAUUUUGUUACACCCUCUUUGGCCAAAGAGGUUGUAGAAAAAAAUGCUUUAAAAGUAAAAAAAAAAAAAAAAAGUUGGCCAUGCCCACCCAGUCACAUUACCCCACACACACCAAGCCACGCCCACAGAAUCGGUAGUAACAAAUUUUAUAUUUCACCCCUGGGUCUUAGUCAGGCUACCUAUAGUUACUAGCAUUUCCACCCCCCUUAUAUUACAAUAAUAUACAAUUAAACCAGUAGUAUUGAAAUUAGAAACUGUGACUUGAGUAAUGGAAGUAUGGAAUCUUAUCUCAGCAUAUAGAUCUACACCCUAAUAUAGGUUAUUUACUUUUAUAAUAUAUAUUUCAAUAUCUUUACUUUUCAAUAAAUUGUGGUUUAUAAAGGAACACAUAGGUUGCUAUGCAUUAAUUGGCAUUUUUAAAGGAUUAUAUCCUUUUACAUCACAGGUGUCAAACUCAAUUGCAUCACGGGCUGGUUCGUGACCUAUUGCGAUGUUUUUGCCUUUGUGGAGCCGGGGUGGGUUUGGCCUGCCUGUGAUGUAUCCAGCCCACGGGCCACCAGUUUAACAGGCCUGUUCUACAUGCUUAAACAAUUCAUAACUGUCUUAUGUAUAUUUAGCUCUGUCUAAUAGGCAAUGAAUGGAAACUGACAGGAUUAACUCCACAUUUCUACGAUAUUUUCCAUCCUGUAAGGAAGCUACCACAUUUUGAUAUUUUUCUAUCUCAAAAGUAGGUGAAGAAAUGGAUGAAAAGCCAUCUUCCAUUCCCACUUUUGUGAAUGCUCAAGUAUUUGUCCCAUAUACAGGUAGUCAACUUGCUUAACAACUAGAAUUGGGAACAGCAAUUCCAUUACUAAACAAUGCAGUCAUUCUGUAUAAACAUCACUGCCAUGGUCAUGAGAAGACUGGUUAUAAAGUUAUUUUUUCAGGGGCAUCAUAAGUUUGGUUGCUAAACAGGACAAUCGUUAAGCCAAAACUACUUGUAAAUUUGUUAGCUUUAAGGUGGCCAAAAGGUUUCUUACUGUUUUUUUAGUUGUUAAAAUCUCUCUCAAAACCAACAUUAAAGGAGAAAAUAAUUGGUGCUUGGCCUUUAAGUGGCUGGUCACUUUUAUUGACAAUUAUUUUAAUUAUUUACAUAUUUACUAUAAUAAGUCUGAAGUAUUUUACCUGUGUUUCUUUUCAAUAGCAAUGCAGCAAGUUUUGGAUAAUCUUACUGAUUUGCCCUCAUCAUCAGGAGCUGAAGAAAUAGACCUUAUUUUCUUGAAAGGAAUUAUGGAGAAUCCUAUUGUAAAAUCACUUGCUAAGGCUCAUGAACGAUUAGAGGAUUCUAAACUUGAGGCUGUGAGUGAUAACAAUCUGGAGCUGGUCAAUGAGAUUCUUGAAGACAUCAGUCCAUUAAUAAAUAAAGAUGAAAAUAUUGCUGAAUUAGUUGGUAUACUAAAGGAACCACACUUUCUGUCACUCUUAGAAGCUCAUGAUAUUGUGGCAUCAAAGUGUUAUGAAUCUCCUCCCUCUAGUCCAGAAAUAAAUAAUGCUUCGGUGAACAAUCAGAUAGUACCAGUAGAUGCUAUUCGUAUACUUGGCAUUCAUAAAAGAGCAGGGGAGCCUUUGGGUGUGACAUUUAGGGUGGAGAAUAAUGACCUGGUGAUUGCAAGAAUCCUUCAUGGAGGAAUGAUAGACCGACAAGGUCUCCUACAUGUAGGUGAUAUCAUUAAAGAGGUUAAUGGUCAUGAAGUUGGAAACAAUCCAAAAGAAUUGCAAGAACUCCUGAAGAGUAUUAGUGGUAGUGUCACUCUGAAGAUUCUUCCUAGCUACAAAGAUAAUAUUGUUCCCCAACAGGUAUUUGUGAAGUGUCACUUUGAUUAUAAUCCAUUCAAUGAUAAUCUCAUUCCAUGCAAAGAAGCUGGUCUUAAAUUUUCCAAGGGAGAAAUUCUUCAGAUUGUAAAUCGAGAAGACCCAAACUGGUGGCAGGCCAGCCAUGUCAAAGAAGGAGGAAGUGCAGGACUUAUUCCUAGCCAGUUUUUAGAAGAAAAGAGGAAAGCAUUUGUUAGACGGGAUUGGGAAAAUUCAAGUCCUUUCUGUGGGACAAUAAAUAGUAAAAAGAAGAAAAAAAUGAUGUAUCUCACAACUAGAAAUGCAGAGUUUGAUCGACAUGAAAUUCAGAUAUAUGAGGAAGUAGCAAAAAUGCCUCCAUUUCAAAGAAAAACACUGGUUUUAAUAGGGGCCCAAGGAGUUGGCCGAAGGAGUCUGAAAAACAGAUUUAUUGUACUGAAUCCCACAAAAUUUGGAACCACAGUCCCAUUUACAUCACGGAAACCGAGGGAUGAUGAGAAAGAUGGACAAGCAUAUCGGUUUGUGUCACGAAGUGAAAUGGAGGCAGAUAUUAAAGCAGGAAGAUAUUUAGAACACGGGGAAUAUGAAGGAAAUCUUUAUGGUACCAAAAUAGAUUCUAUUAUUGAAGUAGUUCAGACUGGAAGAACUUGUAUCUUGGAUGUGAAUCCACAGGCACUUAAAGUGUUGCGGACAUCUGAGUUUAUGCCCUAUGUAGUUUUUAUUGCUGCUCCAGAACUUGAAACCCUGCGUGCAAUGCACAAAGCUGUGGUUGAUGCAGGAAUUACAACCAAGCUUCUAACAGAUACUGAUUUGAAGAAAACUGUUGAUGAGAGUGCACGGAUCCAGAGAGCUUAUAGUCACUACUUUGAUCUGAUUAUUGUGAAUGACAACCUAGACAAAGCUUUUGAGAAGUUGCAAACUGCUACAGAGAAAUUGAGAAUGGAAUCACAGUGGGUCCCGAUUAGCUGGGUAUACUGACAGUUCUUUUAAAGAUGAAACAAACAUCAUGUAAUGUUUGUUGAAACAAACACUAUACAAGAAAAUAUUGUACAGUGGUGCCAGAUACUUGGCAGGACCCAAUAUGUUUUUAUUUUAUGUAUAUUAAAAUAAUAAUAUGGUAGUCAAUUUUUUUAUAAAAAAUGUUGAAGGGAAAGUGUACUUAAUAUGUGAUUUAUUUUAAUUUUUCUAACUUUUUACAAAUAACCUUUUUAUUCAUAUCACAUGAAGGAAAUGCGUUGAAGCAUUUUUAUAAAUGUUUUGAUUUACUACUUUGCCUUUACUCAUCUAAAGAACUUUCCAGUCAUUCAUUUAUACAUUUGAUCUUACAUUUUCACUGUGAUAAGGAGAAAAAUACUUGAAAAGGUUUUUGUAAAACUCUGUUUUAAAUCAAAUGUUUCAUCUGAUUAGUUUUUAUUAUUUAGAUAUAAUCCUUGUUCUAAUAAGCAUAUCUCCUUGACAUAAGCAGAACUUUUAAUAAAGCAACCAGCACUGAGCCAUGUUACUGAAGCAUAUUUGCUUAAUGUUAUCCAUGUUUUGCAGCUGUUUUGUCUUAGACAGAUGUACUGUAGACUUUUAUGUAGAUUCCCUUUUUACAUAAAUGUAAAAGCAAUAUCUUGAACUUUCCCUAAGAGACCCUUUUAAAAAGCCAACAUUUCAAUCCAUGCAGUAAGUAUUUUUCAAAGAAUUCUCGUAAUGUAAAUUCAUUGUGUUUGAGGUAAUGGUGAAAUAGCCUGAAAGAACCUCAUGCUACAGAGUCUUAGUGAAGAACUCAGCAUGUAGAAUGUACGUUCUUAGUUGUGGAAAAUUCAUAGCUUAGAGGAACAAAAUCUGCUUUUUUAUUAUGACCUCGCUCUGUAUUUGUAUACCGUUCUAUGAUGACUGGCUUUUAGUUUAUACCAGAAUAUUUAUGAGUGAUUGUGUGUGUUAUAAAACGUGAUGUGAUGAGGCUUUGAGCUGAUCCUUUGUGUUACAUGGCUUUAUUCACCAAAAAGAGUGUCAGAUGCUAAAAUUCAGUAUUAUUUAUGAAAGAAUUUAUUUUUGUUUCACACUCCUGUUUUACAGUGUUAGCUAAACUCUUCCCUUAGUUAGUUUAUCAUCUUAGAUUCAUAUUUACUGAUUACAUAAAUGCAUUUCUGAUACAUAUUCUAUUGAGGGGAUGUAGAUAGAUACGAUUACUAAGAGGGAAUAAUCUGAUGAUAAUAUUUUAUAUUAUGCCUGAUAUUAUAAAUAGAGCCAGACAUUGCUAACACACAGAGGGCCUGAAGUGGUUAUCAUUUCCCCAUUUAAUUUAUUUUGCAUAUGAGUUUGGGCACUAGGAUUACAGAGCUUAUUUUCAAUACCAAAGUAUCACACACAAGAUGCCAACAAUGAAAAAAUAUUGGAAAAGCCCAAGACAGGACAAACUAGCUUUUAAGUAUUUUGCCUUUUAAGAUGCACAAGGAAACAGGGUUUCAAUAAUUUUUAGUUUAUAUAGAGAAAUGUUGAUACCAAAAAGGUAUUGUAGAUGAAAAAAAACCUUUGUGGUAUUUUUUUAAAGACUUACGUAUAUUUUGUAAAUGUUAUGCAAAUAAUUGCAUAUCUGUGUCUUAAUUGCUAUUGGUAUUUAGAAAUUAGCUUGUAACAAUAUGAAAUAUUGUACAGAAAUUUAUUUCUGUUGCAUUAAUUCUGUAGAUAGGCUGAUGUUAAGUAUUUAAAAAUAAAAGUAUACCUGAGUCUGGGGGAAAAAAAUUUCCAGUACCCAAAAUGACAUUUUACUCUGUAAUUUCAAUGUCAUUGUAGGGUUAUGAAGUGGGAUAAAAAUGGCUAUACUUUUAUUGAAUAUAAUGCUGUUUGAAUGGAGAUUGAGUGGAAGGCAUUACUGAAUCCUCAAGUCAAAUAACUGCUUCUCAUUCCUUUGUUUUCUAAUAUUACAUUAGAUAGCAUUCCAGUUGAUUUGUUGCUACUGCUCUUUGCUAGAUGAGAGUUUGGGCUGCAUUUUAAGUAGCCGUGAUUAAAGUUCUGUUCAGAUUCUACCUGAACUAUUUUUUAAAAAAAUAAAAUGUUCUCAAGCAGAAUACUCAGUCUACUCCUGUCUUGUUUCUAGCCAUUGAUCUGUAUUAUCCACUCCUGUUGGAAAGCAGAAGGUUUUUCAGAUUGGCCUUAGUUCAAGGAAAGUUUAGCAAGUGAUUAAAGAAAUUUGAUUUUGGUUUUAAGGCUCAAAAGCUCAGUGAUGUCAAAAGCAGGAAGAAGAAAAACAAAAUAUCAGUAUUUGCCUUAAUGGCUUUCUAAAGAAAUUGUCAACAGUAGGGAAUUGAUCAAGAAACAUUUUAUAUUUUCUCUGGGCAAGACUUUUUAUGCUGGUACUCCUAUAUCAUCUUGGGAGAACUGCUCAUGUCACAGAAUUCACUCUUGGCAUUAAUGUGGGAAUUUAAACCACAGGUCCUGAAUGUAACAGGAAGAGUUAGUUCAUUGCCAUGCAUAAGAAUUACUACAUUUGAUAUAAAAUCCACCUCUAUGCUCAGUCACAGACUAUUACUGCACAUGAUAUAGGCCAUUCACUGUUUUUGCUGUAUGUGUGUAGUAGUCCCAGCUAUAAAGUAAUGAAACUUCGAAUACAGAGACACAUGAAUUUAUCCUCCCAUUGCUGAAUGGCAGCAAUGGAAAAGUAUGUAACAGGCAAAAUGCUUCCAAGGACAGCACCAUGAUUCUAAAUUUAGUAAAUGAGGUGCAGAAUGGAUUAAUUGGGAAGGUGUAAAUCAGAGGCAGAACAUUUUAAGUGUCCUAAUUUCAGUUCUUGGCAUCUUUGUUUGCAACUGCAGAGUUCCUGUCAGUGAUUUGAACUGAUGUAGUGCAAAUUCCUAUGGAUAAUAAAUCCAGAAUAUACCAGAAAUGUUUUACCACUUUCCUCAAAGGAUAAAGUAUAUUUAUCCUUUCUUCAUUGAUAGAGUAAAUGAGAAAUCAUAUAAGGGUGAUUCCAUGUGUAGUUCAAUAUAAAAAUGGAAAAUCUGUCUAUGCUUAACAUGAGUACAUGAAAUGGGAAGACAAUAUUGCUUGCUGACAUUAGGGUAUAUAAUUAUCUGUACCAAAGUAAAUAUAUAUUGAAAUUUAUGUGCUAAGUGUAUAGGUAUGCCUGUGUAAUAAUAGUAGAAAACAAUGGUUUAUGCAAAUGCCUAUACUAGAUGUUAACAUGGAUCCGUAAAUACUAUUCAUUGUUCUGUUCUAUAGUUUUACCAAAAAUUAUGGAAUGGAAAAAAAAAUCAACAAAAGUGCAUGACAGUUAUUAAAAUGUUACUUAUCCAUUAAGGCAAUCCAUAAUUGCACCUGUUGAAACUUUAAAAAAUUUCCCAUAAAUUUAUAUAGUUUGUACAUUGUGGUAACUUUAAAAUUAUACCUAAGCUACAAUAGGUCAUACUGAAUUCACAGGGACUAUACAGUUCCUGGAAUAUAUAAUUGUUAUAUGUUUAUUUUUCAUUUAUCUUAAAUUUAUAAUAAAAUGCAGAAUAUAUGAAUCAUGCUGAGUCAGACCUAAAUCAAAGCUAAUUUUUGUUUCUAACAUAAAUGCCUAUUUCUGUAUAGCCAGUACCUGAAUCUUCAAGAAGCUGCUACUCUUUUAAACUAUUUUUGGCCUUCAAAAUUUAUAAAUACAAAUAUACUAACCAAUAUAAGAGCAGAAAGUGUCAGAAAGACAGUUGUCAUAAUCAAGGGAAAUUAUAAAAAAAAGGAACUUAAGAGCAAGAGCUAAAGAAAAAGAAUGAUAGAGGCCGAGGGACAUUUUAAAUCAGGAGCCCCCAACCCCCAGACCACAGUCCAUUACCUGGCCAUGGCCCGUUCAGAACAGGCAAGUUAUAGAAGAGGCAGGCAAGUGCACGAGUGUGUUCAGCUCCGCUUGCACGCACAGCAGGCUGGCAAGCAUGCGUGUACAGUUCAAUUAGUGUGGGUGGCAGGAACAUGUGGAACAUCCCCUCUUCCCUCCUUUCCAGUCUGCAAAACUGGCUCGAUUGGAGAUUGUUGUUUUAAAUGACAGUUCAUGUUGGUCCUUUAGGAAAAACUCUGUACCUUACUAGUAUCACAGAUAAGCAGCGAGUUUAAAAUUAUAUAUAAAAUAUUUGAGUAAUUUUUUUGUGGUUAAAAGAUUUUGGAAAAAAUAAUACUCAAAAAUAACCGCAAUAAUUUAACUGCUAAGAUAUCUACACAAGAUCUGGUAAAUCCUAUCAAUAAGGUCUCGAGGAGUUCCUAAAAACAACGAGGUAUUGUUUUAGCAAUUUGUGGAAUCAGCAGCAACUGUUUUUGAGAAAGAUGCAGAAUUUUGAAUGCAAACUGUCCUGUACAAAUAUGUAUAUAAUACUGAUAGAUAUUGUUAGAUACGCACUUUUGGAAUAAAAAUGUAAAAUGCAGAACUUUUUUGGGAAUAUUUGUUUGAAAUUCAUCUCAGUUUUUGAGUAAUUUUUUAUCUGCUCAGAAUCAAAUAUAGUCUACAUCCAUCACACAUUAUUACUAUUUUUCUUUGUCUUGUCUUGGUUCAAUUGGCAGGAGUUCCCAUAAUAAACCUUGGAAACUUUCAGAGAAAACAAAGCAACCCUUAAACUAUCUCAAAAGCUGCUUUCAUCAUGUCAUAUUGAGAAUUUGUGUUUAUGAUGUUAAACUGCUUUGGAUUAGUUUUCCAUUAAAGUUCGUGACUGGAAUUAUGUAUUGGAUAAUCCUUUCUUUAAAAUAUUAAAACAGCAGCAUCCAUGAGAAAAAACCAAAACCACAGGCAACAAACUAAUGAGAUUCCUAAUGCCUCUUAUCUAUUUCAUUACAUAGGUAGUCCUCAACUUACGACCAGUCGCUUAGCAACUGUUGAAAGUUACAAUACCCACCCACACAAAAAGGACUUAUUACCUGGAUUUCAAGUUCUGAUGACACCCCUCCCCGACAGUCACAUGAUUACACUUUGGAUACUGAACAAUCGUUCCAUAAAUAAGCAUUUGCAGUGUCCUGCAGUCAUGUGACAGCAAUUUACAUUUUUUGCUGGGAACUGGUGUUUACUUCUGGCUUUCAGAAAAAAGCACCCAUGUAUGGGCAAUGAGUUUACUUAAUAACCACUGUAAAAAGGUCAUAAAACUGGGCAUGGACUAGUGAUGAUUCGCUUAAAACCCAUCAUGACUAACAAUGGUAAUUCCAGAUUCAAUUAUGGUGGCAAGUUGAGGAAUACCUGUAUUUUAGAUUGCUUAUCUUCCUUUCAAUGUCCUUGCCUUAUAUGGACUUUAUUGGCAGAAGUGGUUUUUUUUAGGCUUCCUGCUGCUAAAUGGAUUAUCCAUUUUUAAGAUCGAACAUUUUUCUACUGAUCAAGUAAGAUAGCUGAGAAUCAUGUUCAGUCUUAUGUUAGUUGUGUCCCAAUAUGAGGGUAAGAGAAACAUCUGAUUAAGGGUUCAGGUGCAUAUAUGGUAGUUAUACUUUUUUUUAAAAAUGUACUAUGUUAGCUAGAGAAAGAUGUUUUAACUUGGAAACUGUAUUAAAAUAAUAUAUCUUGGAUGCACUGGCAUACUAUUUCUUCAAAUAUGUAUUCUAUCGAGAUCUACAUUUUUUGUGAAUUAUUAUAUGGGGGCUAUUUUGUGUUUCUAAGAUUAGAUAGAAAAUCACCAUUAGGUACAUUCCAAAAUAAUGACUUCUGUUAGGCUUAUGCAGUAUAAUUUUUAUUGCUUCAGCUCUUAGUAUUUCUGUUAAACAGUUGGUAACUUUUUUCAAAUGUGCACUAAUAUUGACACACAUAGGACAGUAGAUGAUUUAAAUGGGAUUUGACUGAGUCCCUGAUAGAAAUUUUAAUCUCCAUGCUGUAAAUCAGAAGAAAAUUGCCACAUAGAUCAGAUUAGAAAGUUCUGAAAAAGGAUAAUAAGAAAACUGUGAAAUUUCGUAGGAUAAAUGUGUGCGCUAUUCGGUUAAACAAUGUUUUUUUUAAAGAAUUCCCUGUUUACCCAUUUAAGUUGUAUAUCAUUGUUGAAAUGUAUAAAACUCUGAAAUCCUGAAAACUCCUAAGAAAGUUAUUUUUGUAUAUAUGAAAUAAAAUGUAAUAUUUGAAAAUUCAGUGUGAUCUCUUAUGAAUUGCAUUCUUACUGCACAGAACAGGCAUCAAAAAAGGAAGCAGGCAAUACAGUAGCCUUCAUUGCAAUAGAUGUUAUAAUUUUAUAUUG
This is a messenger RNA of Ahaetulla prasina, 9075 nucleotides long. Its product is annotated as protein PALS2. The record is from RefSeq and is a predicted model, not a curated record. Lineage: Eukaryota; Metazoa; Chordata; Lepidosauria; Squamata; Colubridae. Bases 1283 to 2905 code for a protein of 540 amino acids. Gene Ontology annotation, molecular function: protein binding. Gene Ontology annotation, cellular component: cell-cell junction; plasma membrane. The transcript is spliced from 11 exons.